Messenger RNA from Lizanozyma spartinae, 3315 nucleotides. RefSeq lists its product as uncharacterized. Lineage: Eukaryota; Fungi; Ascomycota; Pichiomycetes; Serinales; Debaryomycetaceae. The transcript is spliced from 3 exons. Gene Ontology annotation, molecular function: glycosyltransferase activity; GTP binding; ATP hydrolysis activity. Gene Ontology annotation, cellular component: cytoplasm. The record is from RefSeq and is a predicted model, not a curated record. The coding region runs from base 1 to 3315 and encodes 1104 amino acids.
AUGCCACCAAAAAAGAAGGUCGUAGAUGAGAAACCCAUCUUAUUGGGACGUCCCGGUAACAACUUGAAGUCCGGGAUUGUGGGGUUAGCCAAUGUUGGUAAAUCCACCUUUUUCCAAGCCAUUACCAGAUGUCCAUUAGGAAAUCCAGCCAACUAUCCAUUCGCCACCAUUGAUCCGGAAGAAGCCCGAGUGAUUGUUCCAUCUGCCAGAUUCGAGAAGCUUUGUGAAAUGUACAAGCCCAAGAGUGAAGUUCCAGCCUUCCUUACACUUUACGACAUUGCCGGAUUAACUAAAGGUGCUCAUAAGGGUGAAGGUUUAGGAAACAAUUUCUUGGCCAACAUUAGAGCUGUUGAUUCUAUUUUCCAAGUCGUGCGUUGUUUUGAAGACUCCGAUAUCAUCCACAUCAAUGACGAGGUCAACCCUGUUGCCGACUUGGAGAUCAUCAAGGACGAAUUGAGAUUAAAGGACAUUGAGUUUGCCCAAAAGCAUUUGGAAGGUUUGGAAAAGAUCACCAAGAGAGGAGGUCAAUCUUUGGAAGUCAAGAAGGCCAAGGAAGAAGUGUUAUUGGUUCAAAGAAUCAUUGACAUGUUGGAAGAAGGUAAGAGAAUUGCCAACCAAACUUGGACCAUGAAGGAAGUGGAAACCAUUAACACGAUGCUUUUAUUGACAGCUAAGCCUUGUAUCUAUUUGUUGAAUUUAUCCGAAAAGGAUUACAUCAGAAAGAAGAACAAGUGGUUGGGUAAGAUCAAGGAAUGGGUCGACGCAAACUCUCCUGGUGAUGUCAUCAUUCCUAUCUCCGUCUGUUUGGAAGAAAAGUUGUCUCAUAUGGAAACCGAUGAUGAAAGAGAAGCCUACUGUAAGGAGAUUGGUGUCCAAUCAGCUUUGCCCAAGAUCAUCACCACCAUGAGAGCCAAGUUGGAUUUGAUUUCCUUCUUCACCUCUGGUGCUGAUGAAGUUAGAGAAUGGACCAUCAGAAAAUGGUACACUGCUCCUCAAGCUGCCGGAACAAUCCAUACAGAUUUGGAAAGAACCUUUAUCUUGGCCGAAGUUAUGAAGUUUGACGAUUUGGUUGAAUAUGGCGAUGAAAAGUCUGUCAAGGCCGCAGGUAAAAUGAUGCAAAAGGGUAAGGAUUAUUACGUUGAAGAUGGUGAUAUCUUGUACGUUAGAGCUGCCGAAGGGCCAGACAUGAAGGAGCCAUCGAUCGAGUCUAUGGAUGAUCGAAUAGCAGAGUCCAAGUUUGAUCCAGCCAGUUUCAAGCGUAUUGAUCUUCGGACACGCAGGAAGCUCCACUACUCCAAUUAUGUUAGUGACUAUUACCUAGGUUUCAAGUCGACUGUUCGGGACAUGGAAGAGCUUCGAAAGAAACCCUUGGAUGAAAAGUGUCAGGAAUUUUUUGAGGAUUUCGAUAAGAAGUAUCCUCAGUUUGAAUAUACCAUACCGAGAGAUUGGAUGUUCGAUAAGGGAGUGUCCAAGAAGAAGACCUUCUUUGACAUUGAAUACAAUCGUAUGAGAUUGGAGAACGAUGGAAUUGAGUUGGAACGAACAACUGAGCUCAAUCACCUGAUAAGGGAAAAGUAUGACAAACGAGUUGAAGAUACUUACCAGGCCACCAAAGAGAUGGCAGAAAUGUCAACUUUAAUGAGGGCAUAUGGGAAAUGCUUUAUUAACACUAACGGAAAACUGAUGAAUGAUAAGCAGAAAUCCCUUUAUGAUCACAUGACCCUGAAGCUCUUUCCCUAUUUCAAUGGUCUAGAUCUUGUUAGCUAUGAGACCAUUGACAAUUCCAGUCAGUUGAUCCCAUUAGAUGGUUAUCCUGUUUAUGGAGGUGCCGGAGAAAUUAUCACCACCAUUCCUAAAGGGAAGAAUAAUGAAAAUAUAAUGGAGACAAUCCUAAACAAUACCAACGGGAAGGGUAUAGCCAUUGUUGCAUCCAACAGACACGGACGAGACAUUAUCAAAUUGUUGAGGGUUCUUCGGGCUAUGAACAACACCCUUCCUAUCGAGAUCAUCUAUAACAACGACAUAACCCAAAGAGUCAAGAACAAUAUCAUUGCUUCGGCCACGGUUGGGCCAAACUUGCUAUUAGACCCGAAUAAGUCAGGCUCGUAUAUCAGUGUCUACCCUGAUCUUGACCUCCUCAAAGCCAGUAAGGAGUUCGGGUCUCAGUUCCCUAUACAAAAAGUCACCUUUGUUGGGUACAGAGAGGCCAUUAGACAUUCGUACCGAGCCAAGUUUAAAGGCUAUUACAGCAAAAUCAUUGGUCUCUUGUUCACCACGUUUAAGGAAGUGGUUCUCAUAGAUGCUGAUACCAUCCCAUUCGUUGAUAUGAAGGACUUGUUUGAACUUGAAGACUAUAAGCAAACCGGAUCAUUGUUUUUCCGAGAUCGAGCUCUACGUGAUACCAACGACUUUAUAGAAACCAACUUCUUCGCCUCGUUGUUCCCCACCAAAGACCAGGACUCCUUGGAGCAGUUGUUGGAGAUCCCCACAGUCACCAACAAGACUUUGGCCAACACCUAUAUGACAGGAUAUAGACACCAGCAGGAGGCCGGAAUGGUCAUCAUGGACAGAGUGAAGCAUUUCAAGGGCAUCUUGAUGAUGCCUACGAUCGCCCUAACGGGUGAAGCCAUCCGUCUGUCUAUCUGGGGUGAGAAGGAGAUUUAUUGGCUUGGACUCUCAAUGGCUGGAGACGAGGCGUAUGCCUUCAACAAAUAUGCUGCUGCUUCUAUUGGGUCGUUAUCAAGCAAUGACCAUACUUAUUAUCCUAAAGAUCCACAAAUACAUGAAGUAUGCCUGUCUCAUCCAGGUCACAUCUAUAAGGACGGGAGACUUUUGUGGAUCAACUCAGGGUUCAGUUAUUGUAAGAAGAAUGGGUCUCUCAGAGACUCCAAGAUCUUCCCCUUGAACACCAUUGAUCCUGCCACGGUGGUGAAUCUUUAUAGUUCACCAGUUAAGAUCAGCCAUGGAGUGGUUCCACCUGAUUUGCCCCCACUAAGACUGAGUGACGGACAACAUCAUAUCGAUUAUAACCAUGAAGAGACCUUCAUUCAGUCGUGGACCCACAGAGCGAAGGACAUAGACGAGGUGGACGACACCGACAAAACACCCCGAAUCAGCGAUUGGAUCCCUCAAAAGGGCUGGAUCAAAAGUCCAAUGUGUUCAGGCUAUUACUAUUGUGCUUAUGACCAAAUAGCGAGCUAUUCCAACGAUAACACAAGAGAUCAAGGUGCCUAUUUUGAGUUUCCCCAGGAGAAAGUCGACCUCUAUGACUUUCUAGGUAAACUAUGGAUGACCGGUGAUGCUAGAUUAACUUAG